GCUACUGCUGACGGAGUUGACCGCCAGCGAAAAUUGAUCUCUCCCCUUGCGAAGAUUUCGAAGCUGCUCUCCCAUAACAAAUCUCCUUAUUAGGAAAAUAUGAAAGAAAGAAAGAUGGGCUUGAAGCAAGCUAUUAAAAGUCUGGAUGCGUUUCCUCGUACGGAGGAACAUUUGUUGCAGAAGACUCAAUCGGGAGCGCUAGUUUCCAUCGUUGGUUUAGUGAUAAUGGCCACGCUGUUCUUUCACGAGCUUACCUAUUAUCUUCCAACGAAUACUGUUCAUCAGAUGUCUGUGGACUUGAAACGUGGAGAAACACUUCCAAUUCAUGUUAAUAUGACAUUUCCUUCAUUACCUUGUGAUGUAUUAAGUGUGGAUGCCAUUGACAUGUCAGGCAAGCACGAGGUGGAUCUUGAUACUAACAUAUGGAAACUUCGCUUGAACAGUCAUGGCCAUAUCAUUGGCACUGAAUAUUUGUCUGACCUUGUGGAAAAGGAGCAUGCUGCUCACAAGCAUGGUGAUGAGAAGGAACAUCAUGAUGAUGCUGAGAAAAAGCUUCAUGCACUUGGCUUCGAUCAAGAUGCCGAAAGUAUGAUCAAGAAGGUGAAGCAAGCAUUGGACAAUGGGGAAGGAUGCCGGGUUUAUGGGGUAUUAGAUGUCCAAAGGGUGGCAGGAAACUUUCACAUUUCAGUUCAUGGGUUAAACAUUUAUGUUGCUCAAAUGAUCUUUGGAGGAGGAGCACAUGUCAAUGUAAGUCAUGUGAUUCAUGAUUUAUCAUUUGGGCCAAAAUAUCCAGGACUUCACAACCCCCUUGAUGGUACAGUGCGGAUUUUGCACGACACAAGUGGAACAUUCAAGUAUUACAUAAAGAUUGUCCCUACCGAGUACAGAUAUAUCUCAAAGGAAGUUUUGCCGACAAAUCAGUUUUCCGUAUCCGAAUACUUUUCCCCUAUGAAGGAGUUUGAUAGGACUUGGCCUGCUGUUUACUUUUUGUAUGAUCUGUCACCAAUCACCGUGACAAUAAAAGAAGAGCGCCGAAGCUUUCUCCAUUUCAUCACUCGACUUUGCGCAGUAUUGGGAGGGACAUUCGCUUUAACAGGGAUGCUAGAUCGUUGGAUGUACAGGCUUCUCGAAGCAGUGACUAAAGCAAGCAGUGGCCGUGCUUAUCGGUAGAAGAUUGGUUUCGUUCGGAGCGCAAAAACAGUUAUAAUGCAGAGUGAGGAUGAAAAGAAGAAUACAUACCCCUGCGGGAACUCUUACGGCUGUUGUUAUGGCUUUCCUUAAUUAUUCUAUUGCAGUGUUGGGUCGAUACUUUGAGCAUUAAGAUCUCCUGAGCUUAAUCAUUUUUUGUACUGCCAUUACUUUUCUUUUU
Molecule: messenger RNA, 1369 nt
Organism: Hibiscus syriacus
Lineage: Eukaryota; Viridiplantae; Streptophyta; Magnoliopsida; Malvales; Malvaceae
Product: endoplasmic reticulum-Golgi intermediate compartment protein 3-like
Exons: 12
Coding region: 100-1170 (356 amino acids)
Cellular component (GO): COPII-coated ER to Golgi transport vesicle; endoplasmic reticulum
Source: RefSeq, a predicted model, not a curated record